GGGGCCAUGAGGGCAAGAUGGGAAUUGACAAUGCGGAACAUGGCCGAUACGGGCAGCUAAGAUACGCCAGGUGGCGCAUCAGUCCCAGGCGAAAGGUACUAAGGGGUCCUUCACCGUCCUUCAUAGGAAGCUGGGCACGUUUCUUUUUCCGACUCACUUUCAGCUUGCAUACCCGCACUUCGUACCUACUCCGUACCCACAACCAGCGUCUAAUAUCGCUCGGGUCAGGGUCUCUGUCCGACAAUGAAUCGGGCCAGCCCACAUGGUGGUUGGAAUAGGGUUGCUCACACCACGCUGGCAACGUUGCCGGGCCGUCUGGCUUGUGACUUGGCUGCUAAGCGCUUGAAACAUUGGUCCGCAACAACAUGUCUAGUCCCCGAUUCCCCUCAGUCUCCUUGACGUAUGGUACACGAGCCACUGCGUCGGACCCAGCAUUUCGGCCUUCGAGGUCCAUGAUAUGCAUUCUCUCGGGUGUGAUGUCAUGGGCCUGAGUUCGUUCCUGAAUACCUGGUGGGCCCCUCUCCGUUGAGGAACCUAGCAAGGCUGAAAUGGAACAGAAGGAGGGGGAGGGGUCUUUGUUGGAUGGCAAAACGACCAAAAGACGAGUCGUUGGAAGCUGAAUGUCUGCAGCAAUGGCAUGAUUCACGACUCGGUGUCCCGCAGAGAUCUACGUAUGCCGCCAGUUGGGCAGGAUCUGAUUCUUGAAACCCGAUUCAGUUACUGUACCGCAAUUUUGCCGGUGCGCUGCGUAUGUUUUCCGAGGUAACGUUCAUGCUGCCGGGUUCGACAACUGUGGGAACACCUCCCGGAACCGGGAGAGUGAACCGUUGUGUUGGGAUACCCUCCACCAUGGAUCCAGGUUGUGUAUAACAACCCGCUGCUGCGUCGUUAAUGUGCUCGUCAACAAGUUGAGGAAGACUCGAUAUAUCGACGCAGACAUGACGAAUAGUAAUAGCAACGAGAGCACCAUUGGUCUGGGGGAAGUGGUCUUCAGAGCCGAGGAGACUGCCCGUCAACUAGUCGACUUGGCUAACACUACCAAGACGAUCCAGUUACAGACCCGAAGACAGAUGAACCAGCUCCAAUCCGAACUACACCGCACAAUAGCGCUAUAUAGACUUAUCUACAACGACCAAAUCUGCCACCUCGAGACAUCUUCAACCACAUUCCGCGGCCUCGCGCCGGUGGACCUCAACAUCUGCAGAUAUUCCUUCAGACGAGCCAACGAGACCCUCCGCCUCUUUCAACAGAGCCCGGUGAUGGCAGGGCCGGCAGAGACAUUCCUCGCAAGCCCGCAGUACCCGAAACUUCUCCUCGAAACCCACAGACAGGUGAAAGCCCUCAACGACGAGAUCCGUGCCGACAUCGUGCUCGCUAUCAAGCGCGUGCUCAACCAAGACCUCUUCAGCCGGGACACGCGCGCCGUCCAGCUGCGCACUAUCGCCGUGGGGCGGGACGCGAGUCUCGACCACGAUAUCUGGCAGAUUCGAAUCCAGAGGGGGGAUGCCCCCUUGAUUGCGAGCUUGCUCCUCGCGAGUGAUGAUACGUGUCAUACCCCUGGCGCUGACGGAGUCGAUGGUGUGUCUGUUACGACCUCGUGUCUGCGGUUCCGCGACGCGAAUACCAUUGUCGAGACGAGGGCCAUGCCGCGGGAUGACCCAGAUAUAUGCCGCAAAACGCUCAAGCUCGCUACAUUGUUACACGCCACGCGGUCGCCGUACCUCCCCCGCUGCACGGGCUUUCAGGUCCUCACCCGGCACCGGAAUCAAGAUAGGGAGCAGGACCUGGAUCGGCGGCUGGAAUACUUCUACGACGCCUCUCCGCUGCACGGCUGUCGCGGCGCCGAGAUCCACAGACUGUCGGAGCACCUCGGCUCGCCGACGGGCCACUUCACGCGCGGGCGGCGGGAGGCGGCGGCGAGGAUCCUCUCGGAUAAGAUCCGGUUUGCGGGACAGCUUGCGAGGGCGGUGAGCGAGCUUCAUGCUGUUGAUCGGGUGCAUGGCGCCGUGCGUGCUGAGAAUGUGUGGUUUGGGGUGAGGGGCGGGGAAUAUGAGGCGAAGGUGUCGGUGCCGUUGCUUGUCGGGGCUGGGUUCGAGGAGGGGGAGGUGAGGCGGUGUCGGGUUCGUGGUGGUGGUGAGGAUCGUGGGGAUGGGGGAGAGGCGCUGGAGGAGGGGAAGAGGAGGGAUGUAUUUGCGUUGGGGGUGUUGUUGCUGGAGAUUGGGCUGGGGCGGUCGAUUACGGAUGUUGCGACUGUGUCUGCGACUUCGUCUUCGUCUACGGCCUCAUCUUCGGGCAGUGCUGGGCCUGGUGUCGGCGUUGGUGCUGUUUCUGCGGCGGAACAUCUUGGGACGUUGAAUGCGGUCAUGGGUGGGAGGUAUACGGCUGCCGUGCGGGCGGCGUUGGAUCCGCGGCAGUUGGCUGUCGUGUUCUCGGCCAUGGAGGUGGGAGGCGGAGCAGAAGGAAGAGGAGGCGGUGGCGAGGACGAGGACGAGGACGAAGAUGGGAGUGUGUUUGGUAAGGGUGGCAGUUGUGGACUGGAUCGGGCUUUUAGGGGAGUCGUUGUCGAUGAGUUGUUGGGUGUUGUUGGGAGGGCGUGAGGAUGAGGAGGUGGUGCUUGGGGAGCUCUGGGUUCUUGGUUCUGUUUUGGCUGGGCUGGUCUGAUUGAGGUCUACUCACAUUCCAAGGAUGAGACUCAGGACUAAAUUAGUCUUAGGCAAUGGCGACCAUUCUCAUUGAAUGGUAAGAUGAGCUUGAGAAGUUGGACGUGAGACUGGGGUCGACGUCGAGUGCAGUCAGUUAAUCACGGGGUCAAAGGUAGGAGAUACUGGCAUACCAAAAACUUUGAUUGAUUACUCGCCUUCCACUACGACGUGGAAGUAAUAGAAGAAGCAAUUAGGAACUAGG
Molecule: messenger RNA, 2904 nt
Organism: Colletotrichum scovillei
Lineage: Eukaryota; Fungi; Ascomycota; Sordariomycetes; Glomerellales; Glomerellaceae
Exons: 1
Coding region: 939-2597 (552 amino acids)
Source: RefSeq, a predicted model, not a curated record